Molecule: messenger RNA, 1330 nt
Organism: Emys orbicularis (European pond turtle)
Lineage: Eukaryota; Metazoa; Chordata; Testudines; Emydidae
Product: butyrophilin subfamily 1 member A1-like
Exons: 6
Coding region: 56-1330 (424 amino acids)
Biological process (GO): regulation of cytokine production; T cell receptor signaling pathway
Cellular component (GO): external side of plasma membrane
Molecular function (GO): signaling receptor binding
Source: RefSeq, a predicted model, not a curated record
GGGAGAAGAGUUUGUGUUACCCUGUCACCUGUCCCCCAGGCUGAGCGCUGAGAACAUGGAGGUGAGAUGGUUCCGGUCCCAGCUCUCUCCAUUUGUUCAUCGCUAUAGUGAUGGAAAGGACCAGUAUGGGCAGCAGAUGCCAGAAUAUCAGCGGAGGACAGAGCUCUUGAAAGAUGGUCUCACCAGUGGAAGUGUUGCCUUGAGAAUUUUCAAUAUCAGACCUUCUGAUGAAGGACAGUACAGCUGUUUUGUUCAAGAUGGUAUUGAUUAUGAAGAAGCCCUAUUGGAACUAAAUGUGGCAGCUUCAGGCUCUGCUCCUCACAUCUCUGUUGAGGAUUAUCAGGAAGGCGGAAUCCGGUUGGUGUGUCGAUCAUCUGGGUGGUACCCAGAGCCUGAGGUGCUGUGGAGAGAUCCCAGUGGACAGCAUUUACCAUCACUCUCUGGAACAAAUUCCCAAGAAGUCAAUGAGCUGUUUGAAAUAGAAAAUUCCAUCAUUAUUACAGAGAAUUCACACAAGAACGUGUCCUGUGUAGUCAGGAACACUCACACCAACCAUCAAAAGGAAUCAACAUUGUUCUAUAUAUCAGAUGCCUUUUUCCCAAUGACGAAUCCCUGGAUGGUGGCUCUCUGGGUGAUCCUGGUGGGGCUGGCUGGUUUCAUUGGCCUCACUAUUUAUCUAUUUAAAAUAAAAGGUAAACAGAGGGGAAAAUACAAGCCAGAAACUGGGGCUAGGGAGGGACUUUUGCAGAAGCUGGACAGUGAAGUGCGCUGGAGAAAAAUUGCUGCCCCUAUGGAAAAAGCAAAUGUGACUCUCGAUCCAGACACGGCUCAUCCCCAGCUCAUCCAGUCUGAGGAUCGGAAAAGUGUGAGACGGAGAGACACAUGGCAGGAUCUGCCCAACAAUCCUGAGAGAUUUGAAUAUGAGCGCUGUGUGCUGGGCUGUGAGGGCUUCACCUCAGGGAGACAUUACUGGGAGGUGGAGUUGGGGGGUGGGGAAUACUGGGCCGUGGGGGUUGCCAGAGAGUCUGUGAAGCGGAAAGGAGAGAUCAUUUUUGAAACUCAGGAGGGGAUCUGGGCUGUGGGCCAUUGGGGGAGUCAGUACCUGGCUGUCACCUCCCCUCGCUCCCCAUUGGUCCUAAAAUGGGUCCCCAGGAGGAUCCGGGUUUUUCUGAACUAUGAAGUGGGGCAGGUGGCAUUUUUUGAUGCUGAUAGAGGGGUCCUGAUAUUCACUUUCCCACCGGCUUCCUUUGCUGGGGAGAGAAUCCGCCCCUGGUUCUGGGUCUGGGAUACGGAAUCCCAGCUCAGACUGUGUCCCCGAGACACAGGAUGA